Molecule: messenger RNA, 12620 nt
Organism: Tympanuchus pallidicinctus (lesser prairie-chicken)
Lineage: Eukaryota; Metazoa; Chordata; Aves; Galliformes; Phasianidae
Gene: GRIN2A
Product: glutamate ionotropic receptor NMDA type subunit 2A
Exons: 15
Coding region: 1265-5527 (1420 amino acids)
Biological process (GO): synaptic transmission, glutamatergic; monoatomic ion transport; excitatory postsynaptic potential
Cellular component (GO): NMDA selective glutamate receptor complex; postsynaptic membrane; plasma membrane
Molecular function (GO): transmitter-gated monoatomic ion channel activity involved in regulation of postsynaptic membrane potential; NMDA glutamate receptor activity
Source: RefSeq, a predicted model, not a curated record
AGCCAUGAAGACGUUGAAACGCCUCCUGCCAAAAGUAAAGAGCAAAUCCCAGUUGUGAUGGCUCUGCUAAAACUUGAUCCUGCGGGAUUUCAGGAGAUAAAGAGCUGCCAGGCUCGCACGUACCGCGGUGGGCGCAAGUCGCGGGAUGAAAUCCCGGCAUUAGAGGACCUAUUUCCCGCCCCGUUGUUUGCAGAGGAACCCGCUGAGAUGAGUCGGAGGAGCGCGAGCCCAGAGCGAUGUGGGGAGCGAACGCGCCCCCCUGCGCCCAUCUCUCUGGCCGCCUAGCUGCCCUCCCGGGAUGCGAUGGGCCUCGCGCUCUGUGGCGGGGAUCACGCUUGCGGCCGGCGACGCGGAGGCCGCCUGUGAGCCCGGGCACCGAGGGGCGCGACAUGCCCGCGGCAGCGGCCCCGCCAGCACCGGCACCACCGGCACCCGCGGCUGCCGCCACCGCUCCGUCUCCUGAGGCGCUGGCCCCGUGCAGAGAUCCAGCUGAUUCUGAAGUAACCCAAUGCAGUGAUGCUCAUUUCUGGAUCACCCUUCCCUCCAACACCAGAGACAACUUUGUGUCUGAGAUCAGCAGUUCUGAGAUGCUCCAGUGAAUGCUGUGUAAGAGAAGGGAGAAGAAUUAAGAUAGAAUAUUGUGCUGCUGAAUCUGUUCCAGAGAUGCAGUAGACUGUGCCUGAGCAGCAGCUGGCGAGGAGAGAUCUUCGGAACUAAAGCAGCAUGUUUCUGGGAUGCUGCGCAAUGCACAGAGUACAAGGACUGGGCUUUCCAGCAGACCCUGGGCUUGCUUCUCUCAUUUUAAGCUAACGCACCUCUUUCUACCAGACUGUGACUAAAUCUUAAAUAGACACACCAAAGGAAAACAGACUUCUGUUCCUCACCUGCUUUAGGAAGGCAAGGUUAAAGAGAAGGAUGAUGGCGCCUUUUUUGAAUCGUUUCAGUCAUUUCAAUUUUGUUAGCCACCCAGAAAAAAUGUUAAUGGCUAUUUCUUCCGAACUUGUGCUUUUUUUUUUCCUGUUGCCUUGCUCGUGGGAGACCAACUGCAGUACCAUCUAUCACUGCCAACUCAAGUUUUUGAGGGAUGUAAGCUUGAAACGAAACUACGUGAAGAAUGUGUUAUAAAAAGCUGCUAAACUUUGUCUGGUGUCCAGAAGCUUUCUGUUUAGAACCUCCACUGGAGAUACGCAGUACAUAUUUUUUUCCUCUCUGUUCCUUUUCUCAUACAAUGUGAUCACUUUUACAGGGGAUAAAGCUGGCAAAGAUGAGGAAAAUUGGCUGUGCUCUCCUGGUUCUCCAAGCUCUUCUUGCACCUUUGGAUCUUGUUCAUGGAGCAGAGAAGAAUUAUCCUGUCCUGAACAUUGCAGUCAUUCUGGGAAGGACCAAGGAUAUCACAGAGAGAGAUAUCAGAUCUCUCUGGACCAGGGAGAUGUCAGCAGACCUGACUGUUGAUGUUAAUGUAGUGACCCUUCUGGUGAACCAGACUGACCCUAAAAGCAUCAUAACACACGUUUGCGACUUGAUGUCAGGUACCAAGAUCCAUGGAGUGGUUUUUGGAGACGACUCUGAUCAGGAGGCAGUAGCUCAGAUUUUGGAUUUUAUUUCAUCUCAGACUUCUAUUCCAAUUCUUGGAAUUCAUGGCGGGGCCUCCAUGAUAAUGGCAGAUAAGGAUGUGAUGUCAACAUUCUUCCAAUUUGGGGCUUCUAUCCAGCAGGAAGCCAUCGUCAUGCUUAAGAUCAUGCAGGAUUAUGACUGGCACGUGUUUUCUCUGGUAACCACCACCUUUCCUGGAUAUCGAGACUUCAUCAAUGUCAUUAAGACCACAGUGGAAAAUAGUUUUGUUGGAUGGGACAUGCAGAACAUCAUCAUUCUUGAUACUGCCUUUGGAGAUGCCAAGACACAAAUUCAGCUGAAGAAAAUUCAUUCAUCUGUCAUCCUUCUCUAUUGUUCCAAGGAUGAAGCUGUCUACAUACUAGAUGAGGCUCGCUCACUGGGCCUUACCGGGUAUGAUUUCUUUUGGAUAGUUCCAAGCCUGGUUAGUGGUAACACAGAAAUUACUCCCAAGGAAUUUCCUUCGGGACUCAUUUCAGCAUCUUAUGAUGAAUGGGACUACAGUUUAGAAGCUCGAGUGCGGGAUGGCCUUGGGAUUAUUGCCACUGCUGCAUCAGCCAUGCUGGAAAAGUACUCCUUCAUUCCUGAAGCAAAAACUAGCUGCUAUGGUCAACUGGAGAAAAACGACCGGCCAUCUCACACUUUGCACCAGUUUAUGAUGAAUGUGACUUGGGAAGGUAAAGAUUUGUCCUUCACUGCCGACGGUUAUCAGGCACACCCCAGGCUGGUGGUGAUCGUACUGAACAAAGAUCGUGUGUGGGAGAAGGUGGGGAAAUGGGAGAACAACUCACUGAGCCUGAAGUACUCUGUCUGGCCAAGGUACAGUUCUUUUGCAGACAGUGACCCAGAUGAUAACCACCUGAGUAUUGUCACCCUGGAGGAGGCUCCCUUUGUCAUCGUUGAAGAUGUGGAUCCUUUGAUGGAAAGCUGCCAAAAAAACACUGUGCCAUGUCGUAAAUUUGUCAAAAUUAACAACUCAACUAAUGAGGGAACUAAUGUAAAGAAGUGCUGCAAAGGAUUCUGCAUUGAUAUCUUGAAGAAGUUGUCUAAAACUGUCAAAUUCACAUAUGACCUGUACUUGGUGACUAAUGGGAAGCAUGGCAAAAAAGUCAAUAAUGUGUGGAAUGGAAUGAUUGGUGAAGUGGUUUAUCAUCGUGCAGUUAUGGCUGUGGGGUCUCUCACUAUUAACGAAGAGCGCUCUGAAGUGGUUGACUUUUCAGUGCCAUUUGUUGAGACUGGGAUCAGUGUCAUGGUGUCACGGAGCAAUGGCACAGUUUCACCAUCUGCUUUUCUAGAGCCUUUUAGUGCUUCUGUCUGGGUGAUGAUGUUUGUGAUGCUUCUCAUUGUGUCUGCCAUGGCUGUAUUUAUAUUUGAGUACUUCAGUCCUGUAGGAUAUAACAGGAAUUUAGCACAAGGGAGAGAUCCCCAUGGACCAUCCUUCACCAUUGGAAAGGCAGUAUGGUUACUCUGGGGCUUGGUAUUCAACAACUCCGUGCCUGUGCAAAACCCCAAAGGGACAACCAGUAAAAUUAUGGUGUCAGUUUGGGCCUUCUUUGCUGUCAUUUUCCUGGCUAGUUAUACUGCCAACUUAGCUGCAUUUAUGAUUCAAGAGGAGUUUGUUGACCAAGUGACAGGACUGAGCGAUAAAAAGUUUCAAAGGCCACAUGAUUAUUCACCUCCUUUUCGAUUUGGAACUGUCCCAAAUGGCAGCACAGAAAGGAAUAUCAGAAACAACUACCCUGAUAUGCACCUCUACAUGACAAAAUAUAAUCAAAAAGGAGUUGAAGAUGCCUUGGUCAGCUUGAAAACUGGGAAGUUGGAUGCUUUCAUCUAUGAUGCAGCAGUGCUGAAUUACAAGGCUGGAAGAGAUGAAGGCUGCAAACUUGUCACAAUAGGCAGUGGAUACAUCUUUGCCACUACAGGCUAUGGAAUAGCACUUCAGAAAGGGUCACCGUGGAAGAGACAAAUUGAUCUCGCCCUUCUUCAAUUUGUUGGAGAUGGUGAAAUGGAAGAGUUAGAAACCCUGUGGCUGACUGGUAUUUGCCACAAUGAGAAGAAUGAAGUCAUGAGCAGCCAGCUGGAUAUUGACAACAUGGCAGGAGUCUUUUACAUGCUUGCAGCAGCCAUGGCGCUCAGUUUAAUUACUUUUGUCUGGGAGCACUUAUUUUACUGGAAGCUUAGAUUCUGCUUCACUGGAAUCUGCUCUGAUAGACCAGGAUUAUUGUUCUCAAUCAGCAGGGGUAUUUAUAGCUGCAUUCAUGGAGUACACAUUGAAGAAAAAAAGAAGUCCCCUGACUUUACUUUGACCAAUUCCCAAACCAACAUGUUAAAACUACUACGAACAGCGAAAAAUAUGACCAAUAUAAAUCCUUCAAGAAUUAACUCCCCCAAAAGAACAGCUGAUUUUAUUCAGAGGGGUUCCUUGAUUAUGGACAUGGUCAUGGAUAAGGGAAACUUGAUCUUUUCUGAUAACAGAUCCUUUCAGACAAAGGACAACUUUUUUGGUGAAAACAUGAGUGAAUUGCAGACACUUCCUGGCAAUCGACACAAGGACAAUCUUAACAACUAUGUUUUCCAAGGUCAGCAUCCUCUCACACUGAAUGAAUCCAACCCAAAUACAGUAGAGGUUGCAGUAACAACAGAAGCAAAAGUAAACUCCAGACCCAGGCAACUUUGGAGGAAAUCUGUUGAAUCUUUACGUCAGGAAUCUGUACGUCAGAGUCAAGGUUCCCAGAGGGAAAACGGGUCAGAUGAAAACCGGCAACUUUCAGUGAAAAGCCAAAGAUAUCUUCCUGAAGAGAUUGUCCAUUCAGAUGUAUCAGAGACAUCAAGCCGGGCUACUUGCCAUAUGGAACCUGAUAACAACAAUAAGCACCACAAAACCAAGGACAAUUUUAAAAAAAGAACAGUAGCAUCAAAAUACCCAAAGGACUGUAGUGAAGUGGAACUGACAUAUCUGAAAACCAAGCAGAGCUCUCCACGAGAUAAAAUCUACACAAUUGAUGCUGAUAAGGAGCCAGGAUUCCACUUGGACACACCCCAAUAUAUCGAAAACAUUGUCCUUCCAGAAACUAUAGAGUAUCCUGGUGUUUAUCAAGAUCACAAUGACAACUACAGGAAAGCAGAACAUGCUAACAGGACUCCCAUGCAUAAUGAAGACAGUCUUCCAAAUAAUGAUCAAUAUAAACUUUAUGCAAAGCACUACAGUUUAAAAGAUAAAAAUGCUUCCCUAGUUGACAUGAAUGAUAGAUACAGACAGAAUUCUACCCACUGUAGGAGCUGUCUUUCCAAUUUGCCCACUUAUGCGGGACAUUAUUCAGGCAGAUCUCCCUAUAAAUGUGAUGCAUGCUUGCGGAUGGGGAACCUCUAUGAUAUUGAGGAAGAUCAGAUGCUGCAGGACACAACGAACUUAUCACUUCCUGAAGAAAUAUAUGACCAUAGUUGGUCACAGAAUAAUGCUCUGCAAUAUCAUAAAAAAAACAAGUUGAGGAUUAGCAGGCAACAUUCAUUUGAUAAUAUUGCUGAUAAGUCCAGGGAAAUUGAUCUUGGAAGACCUUCUCGUAGUAUAAGCUUGAAAGAUAAAGAGAAGUUUCUCCAAAGUAGUCCAUAUGCAAGCAUGUUUAGUGUUCCCUCAAGCAAACUGUUGAGCAACAAAGCCUCACUUUUAACCCAUGCUCUAGAGGACAGUAAGAGGAGCAAGUCCCUGUAUCCCAUUCACUCAGAAGAUAAUCCCUUUCUGCACUCGUAUCGUGAUGACCAGCACUUAUCUCUUAGGCGAAAUCCAGCUGAUCUUUAUAAAUAUUCGUUACCAACCAGAGGAAGAAAUGAUAAUUAUUUCAGGUCAUCCAUAAAGUCUACAGCAUCAUACUGUUCCAGGGAUGGUCGGAUCCAUAAUGACAUCUGCUGCUAUACUUGAAGAGGAGAAAAGAAUCUUCCUGCAUAAGUGGCCAUCCUUUCUGUACCUUUCUGGAUGGUGCUGGUGACUUGUUACAUUUUCCUGAUUACAGCUCUAGCAGAUUGUUGGUCAUUCCUAUCACCAAGAUUUCCCGUGACUCCAGCUGGAACUGAAUCAGGCUGUAAAUGAUAUGGGCCGUUCUUGGUAGCAUGUCCCAUAGUGUUACACUGCUCCUGGACGACAACUUUUAUGGAGGCAGGAUAUUGAAUUGCUGAGGAAUGAAGUAGGUACAUGGAGGUAAAAACAGCUAUGUAGACAUUCCUGCCUCUUGCUUUUUUCCUCUUUUAAAGACGUUGUAGAAUUUCUUCAUGUUUUUGUCUUCCCCUUUUCACCACAGUGCAUUUUCCUUUUCCUUUCAAAUGAAGUUUGUUUUCUGCUUGUGUUUUGUAGAGCAGUGUAGCCACCCACUAACUUAAAAGCAUGGAAAUAAGAUACUUUAAUAUAUAAGAUAAAAUUAAGGAAAUUAAGAGUUCUUUGUAUUUCUGGAAAUUUUCAUUUAAUGUUUUGGCAGCUUUCGCUCAGAAUUCUUUAUUUUGCUACUUUAGAAGCUCAGUUAGGAAACAGAGUGCUGUGGACACACUGAAUCCAAAUCACCGCCAGCCCACCAUGUUUUGGCAGCAUCUCAUGAACAUGUCUCUCUCUCUGUGGUCAUUCAGGAACACUUAGUUAAAUUAACAGUCACAAUAAAGCUAAGGCAAAUUAGUAGUUAUUUUUUGUUGGUUUUUUUUUCCUGAUGAAAACGAAUUUUUUUACAUAGUUCCUAAGGUAGCAAAAGCUAGAGGUAUGUAGCGUUUGGGUUUCUCUGCUGGAAGGCUAAGCUCUUUGUGUUGCCAGUGUAAGGAGAGAAAGAGAGAAAGCUCCCUCCUGAUGGCAGUCAGAGCACUGGAGGCUUGGAAGCAGUUGUGUUGAUGUGUCUUGAAAGCAUUUAUAUCUCUCUGCAGAUAUUUUAGGAAGCAUGGGCACUAAUCAGAGAUCUCAGGCGUGCUUACUAGAGUAGUGGACUAUUUAUCCCAGCCUCAAAAUCUGCUCAGUUGAGUCUGUGAGUGCCAGUCUACACCUUGCAGAUCAUAUAUAUUCCUGUGCUUAUUCAAUAUCUGCUAAAGUUGCAGCUGUCUGUUGUGGAUUCUGCAGUACUUCCAACCUAAACAGUAUCGCCAUUUUCUUUAUACCCUGUGACUAACCAGCAUGAAAUAAAAGUGUUAGCAUCUCUUCCCUGUAGAAUAACUUGCUAUUUUUAUAUUCCUUCUGUGUAGCAUAUGCAUCUUAAGAUACAGUGAUGGGGAAGACUUUAGUACCACUCCUUCCCUUGUUGAGUUCACCAACAAAAAACAGAACAGGAAUUAUGAUACAGGUCUUAGAGUCAGGCUGGAUGUAGGAAGAAUUAAAGAGUGAAUGUUUUUGUUGUUUUACUUUGAAUUUAAUGUGUUAUGUAUGAAACCUAGUGAAAACAGAUAUUUUAUUAUGAAGUCCUCUUAGUUAAAAGAGAACAGCAUCCAUUGUGUGACUUGGGUAGUUUGUGUUAAGUGUUAAUCAUCACAUUCUGUGCUUCUGUCAAAAUGGAGUGUUGUGAAUCCACUUGCUAAAUUUUGCCUUUCCCAGCUCUAGCUUUUUUUUAGCUCAAAUAUCUGGCUCUAAUUUUAGCUCAAAUAUCCUUCUGAAGUAGGUGUAUUUCCUGCAUAGGGCAGUCUGGUUUACAACAUAAAAACAGUUUUCUGGUGACAUGCUUAAUUCACUUGUUUUACUGAUGUUAAUUUUUUUAAUCAAAACCUUUUUUCCUAUUGAGAAUGGAACCUUCGAAUUAGUGCUGAAGGAUCUUCUGAAAGAGUGUAAAGGUCUUUCAAAGUAUGACUCUAUGGUAUGAUCCAUUUCCCUGCUCAGUGGAACCUGUACCACCUUGCUUAAACAUAUUAGCAAAAUGCUAGUAGUGAUUCUCAAUAGGAGGGAGCACAAUUUAAUCCCUGUUGUGUACUUAUUUGUGGACGUAAAUGCAAAUGCAGACAGGCAAAGGUUAUGGUAUAGAAAAGACUCCACCUGUUCUAGCUGAAGUCUCCUGCAAAGCUCUGGUUAAGUUACACAAGAGUAGCCUCAAGACCAUCCUGUCUCUUCCAUCGUUCUGAUCGUGCCGACUUCUCUGUCUCAUGUGCACAUAUUGUACAUAGUGUAAAAUUCUUGUUGACACUCAGCUGUCAUUGUGAAAUUAAUCCCAUUUCCACCUGUUCGCCUUCAUUGCAGUGUAGCAGCAAUGUCUGUGGGGUGUAGAGGUGGUUGUUUGCGUUCACUGGUGUCUGCUCCUCUGUUCAGCGGGAGCAGAAAUUCUGCCUUGCUUCUCUCUGCUCUGCUGGAGGAGGGUUACUGCACUGCUUGUAAAUAAGUCCCUCAAUCAAAUCCAGCUUUUCAUUUAAUUUAAUUUUUUGCCCUUCUUCACUAGACCUGCAUAGAGAGUACUUUGUUGAAGAAUUUGCUCUCUUUGGACGUCAUGAUGACAAGCAUGCAUCUCCCUGCAAUGCAGCGAGAAUGCACUGUUGUCUAUGCAGGUUUGGGAGCUUUUUGAUUACAUCCUGCAGGAUGCAUCUACCCUGGUUAAAAGUGUUCUUAAAAUGAAUACCAGUCUAAACAGCUGUAAGAAUCCACUGCUGAUUAUGUGAUGAUCUUGUCAUAUCUAUCAUUUAAGAACCAGAAAUAACAGAAGUAACAUUAAGUUACCUCAAUAUUUAGCAGGAUUUUGUUGUUUUGCACUUAAGUAUUUUAUUCAUUUUCCUCAAUUCUUUACCUGUAUUAAAUUAGUAGAGAAUAUAACUAUGCUGUAGUCAUGCAAUAUCAUUAUUAGCAGAUAACCACACUGAAUUGAGUACUACAUAUUUAAAAGAGAUGAUUUUUGACUCUCCAGCUCUUCAGAAGUAGUGGUGAUCAGCAGUUAUACUGUUAGAUGUUUCAUCCUUUCCCUUUUGUAAUUAGCAUUUGUUUUCACUGAUAUUUCAAAAAUUAUAUUUCUGUGUGCGCGUUCUAAACUGUGAAAGUAAAUACCAGUAAAUAUUAUGAUACUUAUUCAGUGCACUGUAAAGUUCCAAGUGAGAUGAUAAUUUGCCUGUGAAUUAAUGAAGGUUUCCUCACUUCUCACAAAUGGUCCUGAGCUUUAAUGUGGGCAAAUGGUAAUAUUUAUAGUUACAUGAAAUUUUAAUGGAGAAAGUUCUUGUUUUGCACUUCUAGAACUAUUAGAAGAAAUGGUGUGUUUUUCUGAACAACUGAAUUAUGAUCAUACAUUUUUAAUUGAAGUUUUGUACAUUGCCGUACAUAAGAAUAUCCCUUUUGAAGAGCUUUGUGUUAAUCGUCACUACAGGAUUCUUUAGACUCAGAAUCAUUCAUUAAGCCUGUUUUAUAAUGGAAUCUAAUGGCAAAACACAGUUUGGAAAUAUAUUUUGGAUUCUGUUUCUCAGUGUAUUUGGACUCAUAGUUCUGCAAUUGAAGGCCCUCACAAGGUUCCUGUGCCCUUUGCUUUGGGGAAGGAGACUUCUCUUGUUCAUUGAUGGAACAACAUUAGAGGAGUCAAAAAAAGAAUUUGGACUAUGUGUUGGUCAAUAUUUGAAGAGUAAAUUAUGUUCAAAAUGAGAAAAAGGAGGGAAAUUGGAGGUUCACAGUUAUCCACACUAGGGAAUGGUCUGUGAUGGGCAGCAAAAUGUGGUUUCUAGAAGCUAAUUUUUAAUGAAGGUGAUUUGAAUCCUGCUGGAGAUUAUAAAUCACUGAAAUAAAAACGAGAGUUUCUUAUUUCUUUUUGUUUUUUAAGCCAAAGUCUUUAUAUUGUCAUACGAGGUUUCACAGGAAAAUGGGCCAAAGAAUACAAUUAAAUAUGCAAAAGGUUAAUCCUAUGGAAAUGGAUAUCCUGUCAUCUUGAUGUGCCAGAGCAUAUCAAUGGUAACAGGAACAAUGCGUGUAAUUUUCCUGUAUAUUGCUAUGUAGGUUGCACUAUUUUGAAUGAUACAAGCCUGAUAUUUUAAUUACCAAAUACCAGAAGAAAGCUGUUUAUUAAUAGUUUUUAACCUAAAUAUGUAUACAGUAUAAACACAUGUGCGUGCAUACCCUUUCCCACCCAGUCAUAUAUGAGUAAUCUCCCAGAUGUGGGGCACAUUCCAGCAGUGCUUUAUUGUAAAUGAUUCUCUACUCUCCUUUCCAAACCUCCUAAAGCCACCAAUUCCCUAGCAGCAUUUACUAUAGUGUUUGAUGCCUAUUGCUGAAGAGGCUGAGGGACUUGCUGGGGAUCAGGAAUGCUAGGAUGCGAAAAUAAAUGAGAGUUUCUCUCUGAAAGAGCUGGAAAUGGUACUUGCUGGCAUUUCCAUAUAUGCAGGCAUGUCUUCUUGUGCUAUUUUGAGGAUUAAUGACCAGAGACAGUCUAUUGGCCCAGUGGUCCAGAUGUUAAAUUGUGUCAAUUUAUGUGAUCCAAACGUGGUCAUUAAAAACAUUAUUUACAAUAGCUGAGGAAGAAUAGUUAAAACCCAAAAUUUCCAGGAAGGAUCAGUGGAGGCCAUUCUAUUCAUCCAUGCAGACUGCAGUUUUCAAAAUGUAUUUUGUACAGAGGCAGUAUUUAGCAGUGAUGCUUGUUAGUAACUUCUUGGUGCAUGGGCUUUUGGCCAUUUUAUUACUAUGUGAAAGUCUUGACAUAGAGAUGGUGAUAUUUGGCUUCUUUUCUAAAUUCAGAAUGCUCUAACCAAAACUUAUGAUAAAAAAUUGCUAUGGAUUCAUUUAUUUGAAGUUACUCCUGAGCUUUUUUUCCAAAGGGAGCAUUGCAUAAUUAGUCAUUUUUUCCCAUACUUACACAGGGAAGCAGAAAAUUUGGUAUGGUCAACACUUCUCUAUGACUCAUUGCAAGUGUGUCUUGGAGAAGGACUUUGUUCCAACUCCUUUCUCUGCAGUAAGAACAAUUUUUGUUAUCUUGUCUUUAUCCAGCCUAGAUCUGGAUUUCUACUAUAAGCAAAACACUAUUUGACUUAGAGAUGUGCGAGUGCUUGAUGGAAGAGCACAUUCUUAGUGUGGGUUGUGCUCGGAGUUAAAAUACCAAAACCAAACCUCAUGUUGCAAAGGUAGGGAAGUUGCAUCAUGUAAAAUUGCGUGCAGCUAGAAAGGAAACUUGUGCAAUUUUUAUGAAGAACUGUUUACAAUUUAUAUCAGCUAUACUAUUUUAAAAUAGUCUUAUUUAUUUCAGAGCGUCCAUUUUGCUCUGAUGAAGAACAGCUUGAUCUCUCUGUCUUCACACCUCACGCCCACGUGCACAGUGUAUUUUGUGUCUUCCCUGAACAAACCAGAAGGUACAAACAGAAUUCAUUACCAUUAGGCAGACUCCUACCUGAUUUUUAUCUAAGUAUGCUACUUUUAUGCAAAAUUUGCAUCCAUACAUUCUAGGUUCUUUAGAAGCAUUUCACCUGUGAGCUAAUACUGUUAACUUUAACUCAUGAGAGUUGAAUUUACACUAAACUGGGCAUUUCAUGCUUUGUUUCAGUCUCUAUAAAGAUGUUUUGCUGACUAAGAUGAAACACAAAUAUUUCUGUGUGCUGCUAAACAAAAAUCACCAGAAGAACUUUAAAAGUUUAGCUUGCAGUUAAAAAAAUAUGUUUACCUAUUUACUUGAAUAUUGUAAAUGUAAUGUGUUGUUCUGAUUAUUCCUUAUAUACAUACAUGUAUAUAUUUGAAAGCUGUAUGUAAGCUUUAUAUAAAUGUAUGUGUAUAAAGGUUUGGGGUUAUUUUUUAGGAAUGAAGGGCAGGAGAAAAAUUCAGCAUUGUGACAAAGGUUCUACAAACAUUUAUUAACAUUUUCCAGUAAUAUGCUAUUUUGAGUUUGACAGGAAGUUAUUUGCAGUUGUACUCUGAAAAGAAAAUUAAAUGUAGCAAAAAUUAAUAUUGAACCUUUGAUCCUUUGGCGUCGGGUUAGUUUCAUGUGUAUCUUGAAAAGAAUUGACAAUAUUAGCUCUGUUUUCUUCUCAGAAAGAAAUUAUUUGGUACACUUGGAAGUGUAUUCUUAUUCUGAUGGGGAAAAGGCUCUACGUGUACCAAUCUUGUUGCACAGAGCUGUAACCUACACUGCAGCUAAAGAAGUUCACAUUCCGUAAACAGCAUCUUACCAGAAAUCUUGGAACCAUUUGGUUCCAUACACAGUAAAUUAAAAAGCCCAUCACUGCUGCUACUUAGUGCCAUUUACCGUAACAUCCUCAAGAGCGUAGUAUUGCAAAGUAAAUUUCAUAAAUUUCCUAUUGCUAGCAAAAGAAUAGCAGAGGUUUGAAGACCUCUGUGCACCCGGGGAAAUUAAUCGGGACAUUAGAGUAGAAAAAAAAUUAUCUUGAAAGUGGAAUAAAGGAUGAAAUAAUUCAUUUUUCACAGGAUCCAGAAUUUCACGAUAAAACUCAUAGCGCAAUGGAUUGUUCAAAAGGAAAGGUUUUUUGGGGAAAAAAAAAAAAAAGAAGAAUUAAAAACUAGUUUUGGCAUUCCAAUUACUGCCUGUUUCAUUAGAUAGGGUUAGCAAAAUGAAAUUAAUUUUAAUACGCAGGUGUCUGUGCAGACAAUUUAAAAUGCCACGCUAUGGACACAUGCAUACACCCAGCUACCCCUGCACCCAUCUGUCCAUGCCUUUAAAGCCCUGGUUGUAGUAGGAUCUCCCCAACAGCACACAGUGCUCCCCAAAGGGGCUGGGAGUCGUGCACCUCUCCUGCGUUACGCGUACCAUCUCACAGCAGUUCUCCCCACCCACCUUUUAACCCAGUGCAUGACUGAGUGCUAAUACUGUAUAAAUAUUUUGAAACAUAUCUAAAACAGAUGUUUGCUUCAAACUUUUUAUGAUAGAGAAAUAUAUAAUGAUUAUGGUUGUCAUACAGAAUUGUAUUGUGUUCUUCAUUUUUGUUAAAUAUGUAGAAAAACAUUAAGGGAAUGGGAGACUCGAAUGUCUGUGUGUACCGAAAUGUAUAUAACUAUUUGGAGAAAACACACGUGCCAAGUAUAACAUGAUGUAAAAAAUGUAAAUAUAUGAAAUAUUCAUUUUUCUAAUAAAGAUAAUUUCUGCCAGUUGAUAUGAAAA